Racocetra persica is the source of this 615-nucleotide messenger RNA. NCBI's taxonomy places the organism in Eukaryota, Fungi, Glomeromycota, Glomeromycetes, Diversisporales, Gigasporaceae. The record is from the annotation of a GenBank genome assembly.
GCAGAGGCCAUUGCCAAAACUCCGAACAAUGAGUUAAUUAUUUUCUGCACAGUUGAGGCUGGAGAUUGUAUUAUUCUAACUUCUUCACCAAUUAUGGAUAAUAAGUUUAAUGUUGAACUAAUUAGCAACAAAUUAUUUGCCCUGGGAGCCAAGGUCUAUGAAAAUAAUAAGGAGGAUUUGCUCCAUGCUUCCGGUCACGCCUGCCAAGAGGAUUUAAAAUUAAUGCUGACUUUGACUAAACCUCGUUAUUUUAUGCCCUUUCACGGCGAUUUUCGGAUGUUGAAAAAACACGGGCAUUUGGCUCAAGAAUUAGGUAUACAGAAGGAAAAUAUUUUCGUUUGUGCUAAUGGAGAAGUGGUGGAAACCAGAGGCAAAGAAUUUUUUUUAACCAAAAAAAAAAUUCCAGCCCAACCCAAUUAUGUAUUCAAUGGUCGGAUACUUCCUGCGGAAGAGUUGAAAAACAAUCUAAUUUUGCGGGAAAAAAUAUCCCAAGGCGGAUUUUUUUUGGUGGUAAUUUUCUAUGAUAAGGCCAAACGUAAAUUAACCACUCCUCCUUAUCUUUUUACUUACGGAUUUAUUAAUAUGAAAAAAAACGAGCAUUUGCUUAAUAAUUGA